AUGAAAGACUGGCGCUGGCUACCUCUGCAAAGAGUGAUCUACCCCUCGGUGGAUUACCCCACAGCCAAGAUGUCCCAGUCCUCCACGUCUGACGAGACUCCGACCUUUGAGCAUCUUUGGAGCAGUCUUGAGCCGGACAGCACGUAUUUUGAGCUACCUCAAACCAGCCAUUCUGGUGAGAGGGUCGUUUCCACAAGUCUACCCAGUAACCGUGCAGAGGUCUGCAUGGACGUUUAUCAUAUGAGGGAUCUGAACGACAAUGUAAUGUCACAGUACAGCCUGCUGAGUAACAGUAUGGAGCAUAGCCUUGCCAACCGAGCUGCCUCCACCAGCCCCUACAGCUCCGAGACCGCCUCCAACGUGCCUACCCCGUCGCCCUACUCACAGCCCAACUCCACCUUUGAUGCCAUGUCGCCGGCCCCAGCCAUCCCAUCCAACGCCGACUACCCCGGGCCACACAACUUUGAGGUCACCUUCCAGCAGUCCAGCACGGCCAAGUCUGCCACAUGGACGUACUCUCCACUGCUGAAGAAGCUGUACUGUCAGAUUGCUAAGACCUGCCCCAUUCAGAUCAAACUGAGCUCUGCACCCCCCCACGGCAGCGCCAUCCGGGCCAUGCCCAUCUAUAAGAAGGCAGAGCACGUCACCGAGGUGGUCAAACGCUGCCCCAACCACGAGCUCGGACGAGACUUCAAUGACAGUCAAGCCGCGCCUGCCAGUCACCUGAUCAGAGUGGAGGGGAAUAACCUGUGUCAGUAUGUGGAUGAUCCAGUCACAGGCCGCCAGAGUGUGUUAGUGCCAUAUGAGUCCCCACAGGUGGGAACUGAAUUCACAACAAUUCUGUAUAACUUUAUGUGUAACAGCAGCUGUGUGGGCGGAAUGAACCGCAGGCCCAUUCUCAUCAUUAUAACACUGGAGACCAGAGAUGGUCAGGUUCUGGGUCGGAGGUCGUUUGAAGGUCGGAUAUGCGCGUGUCCUGGUCGAGACCGUAAAGCUGAUGAGGAUCAUCACAGAGAACAACAGGCGCUCAAUGAGAGUGUGGCCAAAAACAGCAACGCCAACAAACGCAACUUCAAGCAGACCCCACCCAACAUCCCAGGCCCUUCCGUAAACAUAAAGAAACGGAGACAUGGGGAGGACGAGCUGUAUUAUGUCCCAGUGCGUGGAAGGGAGAACUUUGACAUCUUGAUGAAGAUUAAAGACAGUCUGGAGCUAGUGGAACUGGUACCUCAGCAAAUAGUGGAGUCUUACAGACAGCAGCAGCAGCAACUGCUCCAGAGGCAGAGUCAGGUUACCUCUCCGUCAGCCUACAGUAAUCCUCUCAGUAACAUGAAUAAGAUCCACGGUGGUGUGGGUAAGCUGCCGUCAGUGAACCAGCUGGUGCCUCACCAGAGUCAGCAGAGUGCCGGGCCCUCAGCUGUGAUGUUUUUUAUAAUGUCAGGUCCAAACAUGCUGAGCGGUCACCAUAUGCAGACAAACGGGGACCUGAACGGGACUCAUCCAGCCCAGUCUAUGGUGUCUGCAUCCCACUGCACGCCUCCCCCUCCAUACAACCCCGACCCCAGCCUGGUCAGUUUCCUAACCAGCCUGGGCUGCCAAAACUGCAUCGACUACUUUACUUCCCAAGGCCUACAGAGUGUCUACCACCUCCAGACCCUCUCUAUGGAGGAUCUUGGUGCUCUGAAGAUUCCUGAGCAGUUCAGGCUGGCCAUCUGGAGGGGUCUGCAGGACAUGAAACAGGGCCAUGACUAUGGCCAGCAGCUCAUCCGCUCCAGCAGUAACAUGGCCACCAUGGCCAUUGGUCCCAGCGGAGAAUUGCAGCGCCAGCGCGUCAUGGAGGCGGUCCACUUCCGCGUCCGCCACACCAUCACCAUCCCCAACCGCGGCGGGCCCGCGGGAGCUGACGACUGGGCGGACUUCGGCUUUGAUAUGCCAGACUGCAAAACGACGCGCAGGCAGAACUCCAUCAAGGAAGAGUUCACGGAGAGUGAUGUUCACUAG
Messenger RNA from Chanos chanos (milkfish), 2001 nucleotides. It is a transcript of the gene tp73, whose product is annotated as tumor protein p73. Gene Ontology annotation, biological process: protein tetramerization; apoptotic process; regulation of transcription by RNA polymerase II. NCBI's taxonomy places the organism in Eukaryota, Metazoa, Chordata, Actinopteri, Gonorynchiformes, Chanidae. Gene Ontology annotation, cellular component: nucleus. Gene Ontology annotation, molecular function: RNA polymerase II cis-regulatory region sequence-specific DNA binding; protein binding; DNA-binding transcription factor activity, RNA polymerase II-specific. The transcript is spliced from 14 exons. The record is from RefSeq and is a predicted model, not a curated record. The coding region runs from base 1 to 2001 and encodes 666 amino acids.